Messenger RNA from Rangifer tarandus platyrhynchus (Svalbard reindeer), 1602 nucleotides. Lineage: Eukaryota; Metazoa; Chordata; Mammalia; Artiodactyla; Cervidae. The record is from the annotation of a GenBank genome assembly.
AUGGCCUUUGAGGCGUUCCUGGAUGAAGUUGGUGGCCUGGGAAAAUUCCAGAUCCUUCAGUUUGUUUUAAUUCUUCCUUCCCUCAUGAUAACAGUUUGUCAAAUACUUUUGGAGAACUUCACUGCAGCCAUCCCUCAUCAUCGUUGCUGGGUCCACAUUCUUGAUAAUGCCACUGUCUCUGAUAAUGACACUGGACUCCUCAGCCCUGAUGUCCUCCUGAGACUCUCCAUCCCCCUGGAUUCAAACUUGAAGCCAGAGAAGUGUCAUCGUUUCCUCCACCCCCAGUGGCAGCUCCUUCACCUGAAUGGGACCUUCCCCAACAUGACUGACCUGGACACGGAGCCCUGUGUGGACGGCUGGGUGUUUGACCAUAGCUUGUUCUCCUCCACCAUUGUGACUGAGUGGGACUUUGUAUGUGAUCAUCAGUCACAGAAACCAGUGGCUCAAUCCAUGUUCAUGGCUGGAAUGCUGGUGGGAGGCUUCAUAUAUGGCCAUCUCUCAGACAGGUUUGGGCGGAAGUUGAUUCUCAGGUGCUGUUUGCUCCAGCUCGCCAUCUCUGGGACCUGUGCAGCCUUUGCCCCCACUUUCCUCAUUUACUGCUCCCUACGCUUCUGGUCAGGCUGUUCUGCUGUGGCCAUCGUGGCAAACAAUAAUAUGUUGAUUAUUGAGUGGACAAGAUCCCAGUCAAAAGCCGUGAUGUUAACACUGAUAGGCUGUACCUUUAGCAUGGGACAGAUGAUGCUGGGAGGACUGGCUUUUGUCUUUCGAGAGUGGCGCACCCUGCAGCUGGUGGUGUCUGUACCUUUCUUUGUCUUCUUUCUCUCCUCAAGGUGGCUGAUGGAAUCUGCUCGGUGGCUGAUUAUCACCAAUAAACCAGAUGAGGGCUUAAAGGAACUUAAGAAAGUUGCACACAGAAAUGGAAUGAAGAAUGCUGAAGCAACCCUGAACAUGGAGGGUUUGAGAGCGACCAUGCAGGAGGAACUGGAGGCAGCACAGACCAAAACUACGGUGUUUGACUUGUUCCGCACACCCAACCUGCGUAAAAGGACCUGUCUCCUCCUCUUUGUGAGGUUUGCUGUCACAGUACCCCUUUAUGGCAUCUCUAUGAAUCUACAGCACUUUGGAAGCAAUAUAUUCCUGUUCCAGGUCAUCUUUGGAGCUCUCGCCACCAUAGCCCGAUGUCUUGCACUUGUAAUACUGAAUUACAAGGGCCGUCGACCAACGCAGAUGUUUUUCUUGUUCCUGGUGGGACUUUCCAUUUUGGCCAACACGUUUGUGCCCCAAGAAAUGCAGACUCUUCGUGUGACUUUGGCAAGUGUGGGAAUCAGCUGCAUUGCUGCUGCAGUCACCAGCUACUGUGUCCACUGCGAUGAACUCAUGCCCACUCUUCUCAGCGCAAAAGCUGUGGGAUUAGAUAUGAUGGUAAUUUGGUUUGCGGCAACACUGGCUCCCCUCUUGAUGACCCUAGUGGUGUAUCUACGCAGUUUACCCUGGAUCAUCUAUGGAGUGUGUCCCAUCUUUUCUGGUCUUGUUGUCCUUCUCCUACCUGAAACCCGAAAUAUGCCUCUGUUUGACACAAUCCAGGAUGUGGAAAAUAAGUGA